This is a messenger RNA of Rotaria socialis, 357 nucleotides long. NCBI's taxonomy places the organism in Eukaryota, Metazoa, Rotifera, Eurotatoria, Philodinida, Philodinidae. The record is from the annotation of a GenBank genome assembly.
AUGACAACAACCGGCAGUAUACAUGAAUUGCGAGAAAAUAAUCGCUGUGGUAUAUGUAGACAAAAGGGCAUUUUUCAUUGUGAACAUGAUACACCAUAUCGUGAUAUAUAUUUGGGCGUAUUCGAUCCAACAGCACCAAGAAACAUUCUUAUCAAUACUGAAAAACCUAAGGUUUCACGUGGAGCACAAAAUAAUUCGGCAAGCCAUGGCGGUGAGAAUGCAAAUCAACCAGCGAAUAUCAAUGCCACCGGUCAACUUCACCAUGGGAAAAAGUCAAGAAAACCAGUAGCAACUAAAAAAACUCCAGCGAAUACAUCAGAACAGAAUAAAGAGAAAAAAGGAUGCACUAUUCUAUAA